AAUGCCACAGAACUGGAUAAAUUUCUACACACUCGGUCUUAGCCUAAUUCCAUAAACGGGUGACUCUCUCUAUUUAUGGACGGAGAGUCGCCGCUGCUUUAAAUACCCCAUGUCUGGCUACGAUUGCGCCAAAACUUAUGGAACGAACACAUGCCACCACGGCCAUUCACGUUCUCGCCCUGCCGCUCGCGUUCUACUACACGUAGUUCUCCCCUCCCUCUCGGCUUCUCCCGUCUUCGUCCGUUCUCUCGCCUUAGCUCCUCCGUCCUCCCCCAUCGGUCAUGCGUGCGGCCCUCAUCGCCUGGUCUUAAGAAGAAGCCACUAGUAGGUGUAAGCCGGAAGGUGUGUGUGGGCGCUUUUAGGGAGGAGAGGGUUUCGGUUGGAGGGGGUGUUUGUUGUUGUGUUGGUCUUAUUUUUUUAGCGAGGCGGGGGUGAGCACUAGGUCUUGGUGUUUUUUUGCUGCGGGCCGGGAGUUAAGCGGGGGCGCGGUGCGGUGCGGUGCGAUGGCGAACGCUUCGUCGGGGGUGGCGGUGAGUGAUGAUUGCAAACUGAAGUUCCAGGAGUUGCAGAGGAAGAAGGCGUUCCGGUUUAUCGUUUUCAAGAUCGACGACAAGGUGCAGCACAUCACUGUGGAGAAGUGUGGCGGCCCCGAUGCCACUUAUGAGGAGUUCGCGGCUGCGUUGCCGGAAAACGACUGCAGGUAUGGGGUGUAUGACUUCGACUUCACGGCCGAGGAUGGUGAGAUCAACUGUCAGAAGAGCAAGAUUUUCUUUAUCGCUUGGUCGCCGUCUAUCUCGCGCGUGAGGUCGAAGAUGAUUUAUGCCAGCUCUAAGGACAAGUUUAAGCGCGAGCUUAGCGGCAUUCACUACGAGCUUCAAGCUACUGAUCCUACCGAAAUGGAUCUGGAGGUGAUCAAGGAACGCGCCAAGUAGAUGAAGAGAUCAAAGCUUUUACUUGUGGAGGAGAGUCACUGAGAACUCGAGCGCUGUAUUCUGAGCUUCGAACGACCCCGCUGUGGAUGGAGAGAGAGCGCUCUGAACCCUAGAUUCUUUUCAUAAAAAAUAUCCCUGUCUUGAGAGUUUCGAACUGCUCCGGCGUUUGGAGGAGGGGGGAGAGGACUCUUAACCGUAGACUGUUAUUUUGCUGUCUUGUGAGUUUCGAUCUCCCCUUCCUUGGGGAGAAAGGGCUCUUAACCCUAGACUCUUUCUUUAUUUUUUUUAUCGCUGUCUUGUGAGCAUUUGUCGAGUUAAAAAAGGAAGACAGUUAUUAUUCAUUUUGUAUACAGUAUGUGUGCUUCAUUUUGGAAGGGUUCAUCGAUCUUACGAAUUGGAUUCCGAAACGCACUUGGCUUGCUUAGCCACCUGUAAUUUCCUUCAUUAAUACGAUAUGCCGAUGGUCUGGGGUAGUCCCUCCGUAUCCUCACACGUUCUUCACGAAUGGAGGGGCCCUUCGAUCUAGGUUAUGUGCUGCACCUCGUUACAAGUU
Physcomitrium patens is the source of this 1485-nucleotide messenger RNA. Its product is annotated as actin-depolymerizing factor 8. Gene Ontology annotation, molecular function: actin binding. The record is from RefSeq and is a predicted model, not a curated record. Gene Ontology annotation, biological process: actin filament depolymerization. Lineage: Eukaryota; Viridiplantae; Streptophyta; Bryopsida; Funariales; Funariaceae. Gene Ontology annotation, cellular component: actin cytoskeleton.